Messenger RNA from Rhodofomes roseus, 675 nucleotides. RefSeq names its product putative Peroxyureidoacrylate/ureidoacrylate amidohydrolase RutB. NCBI's taxonomy places the organism in Eukaryota, Fungi, Basidiomycota, Agaricomycetes, Polyporales, Fomitopsidaceae. The transcript is spliced from 2 exons. The annotation marks the transcript as partial. The record is from RefSeq and is a predicted model, not a curated record.
AAGGUAUCCGCGCUGCCGUACGACUGGCCUCACGACGGGUCGCUCUCACCAGAGACAACAGCCUUGGUGAUCAUAGACAUGCAGAACGACUUCUGCGCAGAAGAAGGGUACCUCGCCCACCUAGGUUACUCCGUCGCAGGCACCAGGGCGGCGAUCCCGAACAUCGCACGCCUCCUCGAGGCCUUCCGGACGCACGGCUACACCGUGUACCACACGCGCGAGGGGCACCGCCCCGAUCUCUCCACGCUCGCCCCGCGCGAGCUGUUCCGCUCGCGCAACACACCGUCCGGGCUGGGCAUCGGCGACGCGGGCCCCAUGGGCAGGCUCCUCAUACGGGGCGAGCGGGGGCACGAUAUCAUCCCGGAGCUCUGCCCACUGCCGUCGGAACCGAUUGUUGACAAGCCCGGAAGAUCGGCGUUCGCGUAUACGGACUUCGAGCUGCUGUUGAGGGUCAAGGGAAUUAGGAAGUUGGUGGUGUGCGGCGUGACAACGGACGUGUGCGUGCACUCGACCGUGCGAGAGGGGAAUGACCGUGGAGUUGAGUGCUUAUUGGUGGAGGACGCGACCGGGACGGCACUAGAGGAACUGCAUUCGGCUGCAGUGAAGAUGGUGCAACAUUCGGGUGGGAUAUUCGGUGCGACGGCGACUACGAAGGACGUCCUGGAGGGUAUACAG